AUGGGAGGUCUCCAUCUUACUGAAAUCUCUCACCACUUUAACUUAUUCAUAACAAUCUCCAUCACUCUAUUCCUAUUCUCAUUCGGUGGCUUCGAUUUCAAAUCGAAAUAUCACUGGCGUAUAUUUUAUGCGACUCUUUUCACGAUUUCAUUGAUUUCCUGCCUCAUUGGAAUACUCAAAAGUUGGACGAUUUGUCGCAAUGACAAAAAUCAAGCAGGAGUGCUGGAAAGAUGCAAACGAGAUUAUACGAUCGGCAGUGGAAGUCUGCUCCUCUUCGCAUGCAUCCCCUAUUUUGUCAUUUGCUACUUUCAUUUCAACAUUAAGAUUGCUCUCUACGUCUUCUUCGUAUUCAACAUCUCCUCCGUCGUACUCCAUUACGCAUUCAUUUCGAAACUCAAACGUCUGUGUAGACUGAAAUACAAACGAUCUCAUUGUGUCAUCGCUACCUGUUUCCAUUUGCUCGUUUUGAUUUCAAUUUUCACGUUCAAAGUGGUUUUUGACAGGCAGAUUGCCUUUGUGAUCCUCUGCUUUCAACUCACCUUUUUAUAUGCUCUGAUUUUCAACACAAUCACAUUAUGGACGAUACUCGGAAAUCGCAUCGAGCUUAUGAAUAUUGAAAUGAGAAUCAUUGAAAACGGUGAAGCAGGAGAUGAUCGUACUCCGAUGGGCACAAAUGUUAGAGAACGGGAUUCAUCACAGACAGGAGCAGAAAAUGUGCAUGAAGUCUGUUGCAGUGAAAUCGAUGAGACUUCUUCAAGAGAAAUUGGUACACAAGCGACUUGUUUGAAGUGUGACCUCUGUAUGUUGGAAUACGACAGAACAAUCCAACAACAAACUCCACUCAUUCCGACAUCCAUUUUUAUUGCCCAUUCUGCCAAUCUUGUGGUUAAUGGAGACCUUGCCCAAAUUCCACAAAAUCACUGCAACUCAUUCGUUAAACGAAGAUCAAGAAGCUCAAAGCAAUUCAAAUUCAUCAAAUAUUCUCACAGCGUCACGAAUACGCAUUUCCAAAUAUAA
Messenger RNA from Caenorhabditis remanei, 1017 nucleotides. RefSeq lists its product as uncharacterized. The record is from RefSeq and is a predicted model, not a curated record. The coding region runs from base 1 to 1017 and encodes 338 amino acids. The transcript has 5 exons. Lineage: Eukaryota; Metazoa; Nematoda; Chromadorea; Rhabditida; Rhabditidae.